AUGUGGGAUCUCCUUAAGACACACGCCAGCGGCAACGCAACGCGUCUUCGAAAUGUCCACGAACUUGAGCGCAACAAUGAAUGCAACUCUGCUGUGUCAAUUCAGAGCCUUGUGCUCAUAGCAGUGGAUCGAUUUGUAGCUGUGGUAUUUCCCCUCCGUUCCCCGCUCUUCAGUUCAAAAUUGUAUCGCUUCUUUAUUCUCGCCACGUGGAUCAUUGCCAUGGCUACAUUCAUCCCGUAUCUGCUCGCGUUCAAGCUGGUCGAAUAUGAUCAUGAGUACAAGUGUGUGCGGCAAUGGAUGCGUGUCUUUGACGAUUCCUCGUCGGUGACAAAAUACUUUAUGGCACUUUUUAUUACAUUUUUUUAUAUUCCCUUCGUUCUGAUGUUUAUUCUAUAUCUUGCGAUUUUUUUGAAACUGAAGUCCCAGAGAGGACCAGGCGAACACUCAAUGAACGCUCAAAUUCAGCGCUUGAGAAGGGAGAGAAAUGCGCUGAAGCUUUCCAUUGCUAUUGUGUUAGGGUUCGCUGUAUGCUGGAUUCCAUUCAGUAUUUUUGCAUUAGUACGUAUGUUUGCAGAUGAAAACAAUGCUACAAUGUCCUGUGGAUUCAAACAGUUAUUAGAGCAAGUUGCUCUGCUACUGAGUCGAACAAAUAGCGCUAUGAACCCCUGCAUCUGUUUUAUUUUCAGUGGAAAUUAUCGCCAAGGUCUUAAGAAUCUCCUCGCUGCUGAGUGAGUUGCCAGGGCUAAUAAAGAUGCAAUGUAA
Pocillopora verrucosa is the source of this 762-nucleotide messenger RNA. The record is from RefSeq and is a predicted model, not a curated record. Lineage: Eukaryota; Metazoa; Cnidaria; Anthozoa; Scleractinia; Pocilloporidae.